UGCGGGCGGUGCGGUGGGAAGGGGCAGGAGCCCGACGGCGGGGAGCCCUGUAUGAGGCGCCUCUGAGCGACUCCGCCGCCGGCUGCCGUGAGGGCAGAGUUUACAUACACCUGGAAGAAGAGAAUGUCAAGACGCAGUAGUCGUUUACAAGCUAAGCAGCAGUCCCAGCCCAGUCAGACGGAUUCCCCACAAGAAGCCCAGAUAAUCCAGGCCAAGAAGAGAAAAAUAGCCCAGGAUGUCAAAAAGAGAAAAGAGGAAAAGGUCACCAAGAAACAUCAGUAUGAGAUUAGGAAUUGCUGGCCACCUGUAUUAUCUGGGGGAAUCAGUCCUUGCAUUAUUAUUGAAACACCCCAUAAAGAAAUAGGAACAAGCGACUUCUCCAGAUUUACAAAUUACAGAUUCACAAAUCUUUUUAUUAAUCCUUCACCUUUGCCUGAUUUAAGCUGGGGAUGUUCAAAAGAGGUUUGGCUAAACAUGUUAAAAAAGGAAAGCAGGUAUGUUCAUGACAAGCAUUUUGAAGUUCUGCAUUCUGACCUGGAACCACAAAUGAGGUCAAUACUUCUAGACUGGCUUUUAGAGGUAUGUGAAGUAUACACACUUCACAGAGAAACAUUUUAUCUUGCACAAGACUUUUUUGAUAGAUUUAUGUUGACACAAAAGGAUAUAAAUAAAAAUAUGCUUCAACUCAUUGGGAUUACCUCAUUAUUCAUUGCUUCCAAACUUGAGGAAAUCUAUGCUCCUAAACUCCAAGAGUUUGCUUAUGUCACUGAUGGUGCUUGCAGUGAAGAGGAUAUCUUAAGGAUGGAACUCAUUAUAUUAAAGGCUUUAAAAUGGGAACUCUGCCCUGUAACAAUCAUCUCCUGGCUAAAUCUUUUUCUUCAAGUUGAUGCUCUUAAAGAUGCUCCUAAAGUUCUUCUACCUCAGUAUUCUCAGGAAACAUUCAUUCAAAUAGCUCAGCUUUUAGAUCUGUGUGUUCUAGCUGUGGAUUCAUUAGAAUUCCAGUACAGGAUACUGGCCGCUGCUGCCCUGUGCCACUUCACCUCCAUCCAAGUGGUUAAGAAAGCCUCAGGUUUGGAAUGGGACAACAUUUCAGAAUGUGUAGACUGGAUGGUGCCUUUUGUUAGUGUCAUAAAAAGUACGUGUCCAGUGAAGCUGAAGACUUUUAAGAAGAUUCCUGUGGAAGACAGACAUAAUAUCCAAACACAUACAAAUUAUUUGGCUAUGCUGGAUGAAGUAAAUUAUGUAAACUCCUUCAGAAAAGGGGGACAGUUGUCACCAGUGUGCAGUGGAGGCAUUAUGACACCACCGAAGAGCACUGAAAAACCACCAGGAAAACACUAAAGAUGUGGACCCGAACAAGCUGGAACUGACCAAGUUUUGGGUAGAAUUUCAUGCAACUUAACUACCAUUGUCCUAGCCAAUUCAGAAGCUACACUGCCAUCCUUAGAUUUUUAAAGCCACUUAAAAUUGGCACUAAAGACAUUUAAUUCCUAUGUUAGCUGGUAAGGAAAUAGCAGAAUUUGUUUACAAAGAUGACUUCAUUCCCAAGGUUACUGGAUAGAAGGCAGCCACGAUUUGUGCCACAGCAACAUUUUUUGAUCCAGUGUUAACUAUAUUUAUCAUUAUAAACCAGGAAUUUUACCACUGGAGUUUGGGCUAGGUAAAUGCUAUCUUAAAGGGUACAGUAAGUGAUAAUAGUGCUUUGUAUCUAGCUUUUAGAUUCUCAAAAUUCCUGCCCUCUUAACUAGUGCAAUUUGGUUCUUGAAAAUAAAAUUUAAAUGUGUUUACAAAUGUUCAGUUUUGUAAUAAGGUGACUAAUUUAUAGCUGCUAUAGCAAGCAAGCUAUUAUAAAACUUGAAUUGUUACAAAUGGUGAAAUCUAAACUUUUUUUUUAACUAGUUUAUUUGCCUUGCCAUAACAUUUUUUAACUACUAAGCCUUAGAUGAACAGUGUUCUAAACAGUGGGAGUACCAAAGAAAUUAAACAAGAUAAAUGCUGUGGCUCCUACUUGGGGCUUUAUUUGACAUAUAGGGUGCUUUAUAAUAAUCUUUUUGUAAAUCACAAUUUGGGUGAAGAACUUAAGUACGCUUUCAAGCUAUUUAUAUGAGAAAGUCACUUUAUUACUCUAAGAUAUCCCUAAAGACUUUUUUAAAAAAGUUUAGUGUGAUUAAGGCUUUAUUUAUAUGAGAAACUGUUAAGGUUCUUUUUAAAUUCCUAUGUUAUGAAAUAAGGACAGUGUCAAAGUGAUAAAGCUUAACACUUGACUUAAACUUGUAUUGUCUUAAGGCAGAAGAUUAAAUGUAUGCUGAUGCCAAGAAAUCUAUUUAUUUU
Molecule: messenger RNA, 2331 nt
Organism: Lepus europaeus (European hare)
Lineage: Eukaryota; Metazoa; Chordata; Mammalia; Lagomorpha; Leporidae
Gene: CCNE2
Product: cyclin E2
Exons: 12
Coding region: 124-1341 (405 amino acids)
Biological process (GO): regulation of cyclin-dependent protein serine/threonine kinase activity; G1/S transition of mitotic cell cycle
Cellular component (GO): nucleus; cytoplasm; centrosome
Molecular function (GO): cyclin-dependent protein serine/threonine kinase regulator activity
Source: RefSeq, a predicted model, not a curated record